Messenger RNA from Mercurialis annua (annual mercury), 2197 nucleotides. RefSeq lists its product as uncharacterized. The record is from RefSeq and is a predicted model, not a curated record. The transcript has 6 exons. NCBI's taxonomy places the organism in Eukaryota, Viridiplantae, Streptophyta, Magnoliopsida, Malpighiales, Euphorbiaceae. Bases 66 to 2171 code for a protein of 701 amino acids.
UUUUAUCUUUAUUAACUUAUCAAGUGUUUUUGUGUUUGUUUUUGAUUCUCAGUUAAUUGCACAAUAUGAGUGAUAGUGAUUUUGAAGAAACAUUAUCUGAUUUUUUGAGUAAAAAGAAGACUUCUAAGAGUCCUGAGAAAACAAUGGAAAAGGCUGGUGUUUCUCCUCUUCGUAGGAGUUCGAGAAGUAAAGAAAUUAUUAAAUCUAAUGCUGUUGUCUGUGUAAAAGAGAAGAAAGCAAUUGUGAAAUAUAAGUCUGUGAAGAAGGAUGUUGCUUGUAAAAGAAAAGGAGAUGUUGUUUUGCACCAAAGAGAUAUCAAGAGGAAAAGGCUUGGUAGUGAUAACUUGAAUAAAAGUGAUUCUAUGCAGAAGUUUGAUUUGUUAAUUGAUCCAAAGGAACGUUUUGUUGGGAAAGUUGGAAAUGCAAGUUCCAAUUCAGUGAUCAAAAAUAUAAAGUUGAAGCUUAAUGAUGAUCAGUUAUCUAUUUUAAAGAACAGUAGGUUUGGUUCCUUUUUAUGGCUGGACAAGGAUGUACUUAGUCUUAGACUCAUACAUUCUAUACUUUUAAGGGAGGUGCAUCAUGCCAAUCUUUCUGAACUUUGGUUUAAUUACGGAUCUCAGAUUCUGCGUUUCAGUUUGUAUGAGUUUGGUCUCGUUAGCGGUCUUGUUUGUGGAAGUGACGAGUCAAGAUUUUCUGGUUAUUUUGAGGAUGGUGAUUUUUUUAAUAAAUUUUUUAGUGAUGAGAGCAAGAUUACACGUCAGGUUAUUGAAGCAAAAUUUCUUGAUGCUGUUUGGGAGAAUGAUGAUGAGGCUGUAAAGUUUGCGAAGCUUUACAUGGUGCAAUGUUUUAUUUUGGGUAAUCUUGGGACUACUUUGAUUGAAGAUCGUUUCAUUCACUUGCUGGAUAGUUCUGAUUAUGAUGAUUUUCCAUGGGGGAAAUAUUCGUUUGAAUUAUUUGUUCAGUCUACUAAGAACAAGCUCUCAAGUAAACUGAAGUCAUCAAGUCAAUCUACCUUCUAUCGACUUUAUGGAUUUCCGUAUGCCAUCCAAUUCUGGUUUUAUGAAACAUUAGUUUCUGUGCCUCAGUACCUGUGUACUUUGAACGAUGCUGCUGCCUAUCCUCGGUUAAUGCGUUGGAUACCGAAGGAUAUAAAAAAAAUGCAGAACUUUGAUUUUAAAGUUUUUGAUGAUGAAACUGAAAAGGUCACAGUCCUUUCAAAUAUUGUAGCAACUGACGAUGAGUCUGGUAGUCUUAUUGUUAAUGGACUCUAUUAUCAAGGUCACGUUGCUGCGCAAGAAAGAAAUGAUGCUUGUAUAGCUGAAGUUAGAAUUAUGGAAGUGGCAAGGUCUGCUUGCGUUAACUUUGUCAAGGAAUUGAAAGCUCAGAUUUUUGACAAUGAUGUUGAUUAUUCUGAUUUGGAGAGUGACGUUCGAAAGCGCAUUUGUGCUUCUGUUGAUAAUUUUGAAGUAAAUCAAUUAAGUAAUAUUUUCAAAGUCAAUUCUGGAAAGGCUGAAACUGUAGAAAAGAAGAUACAUAAUUCUGUUGAUAGUGAAGAUGUUGACUAUGAGACUGAUAAUGAGAAAAACAUUGGCUCUUCGGAAGAAACUGCGAAUGAUGAUAGCGUGUCUUAUGAGGUUUUGAGGCGGAGUGCUGAUGUCCAGCAGAAUGUUCAGCCGAAUGAUCUUGAUAAUAGUAAAAAUGAUGAACCUGUUGGUGAAUGUGUUGAUGGUGAAAAGAUUGUUACUGAGGUUAAUGUAGAGUUGGAAGGCUUAUUGCAUGAUAAUCCUGAAAUUGAGGAAGGAAUUUGUGGUGAGAUGGAUGGUGGUGUUGUUGCUGAAGCUGACACUGUUGUUGAUGACUCGGAGAGGAAUUUUGACGUGGAUGCUCUUUUUGAUAGUAAUCCUAAUGAGUCUACUGAAAACAUUGAUGAAGUUAAGCAUGCUGAGUUGGCUGAGAAAAUUGAACAAGUUGAGGAAGCUGAGUUGGUUGAUAAAAUGGAUUCAGAUGGAGAGGGUGAUAGGAUUCAAAAAAUUGAUGAUAUUGAGCAGGCUGAGCUGGAAGAACAAGCUAAGAAAGUUGAUCAUGUUGAUAUUGUGGUUGCUCAAGAGAAUGAAAAAUUGGUUUUAAAUGAAAAAGAAUCUGAGUUGGAGGUAUCUUUACAAUUUGGAUAAUUUGAUGAUACUGAUAUAUAAGAUAU